Molecule: messenger RNA, 2661 nt
Organism: Penaeus vannamei (Pacific white shrimp)
Lineage: Eukaryota; Metazoa; Arthropoda; Malacostraca; Decapoda; Penaeidae
Product: solute carrier family 15 member 4
Biological process (GO): transmembrane transport; oligopeptide transport
Cellular component (GO): membrane
Molecular function (GO): transmembrane transporter activity
Source: RefSeq, a predicted model, not a curated record
GUAAACACAGAACGAACGUCACGGGACAAAGUCAGUCUGAGUCACCACUUCUUGUCUUUUCGGCUUUUGUCUGCCGCUUCCGACAUAGUUAUAAGAGCCCAUCCGAUGUGGCAAUGUCCACCUUGCCAAGCGAGAGGACUCCGCUUUUGCCCCGUCAUCCAUCAGCCAUGGAUGCCAGGGAGGCUCGGAGGCAGACGGCUGCGACAGUGGUGAUCUUGGUGGUGCUGACUCUCGAACGCCUUGCCUACUAUGCGCUGGCAACCAACUUCUUUCUUUUCUUGAAUAAGGGGCCAUGGGAUGGACAGGCAUGGGACUCCCUGGAUGCCAUGAAUGCAGUGUUCAUCCUGGCUGGUGUCUCCUAUGUGUCUGCUCUUCUAGGAGGGUAUAUCUCAGAUGCAAAAUUUGGACGCUUUAAAACAAUGGUAAUGGGAUUCCUUUUGUACAUCAGUGGGUACAUCCUCCUCACCCUGAUGGCUGUGGACAGGUUACCACGCACAGUAUGCUUCAGUGACAAGGGAUGGGGUGACUCUGGAGAUAAUGCCAAUGCUCCCUGCAAAGCUGCAGUAUACAUAUCUGUCACUAUCGUUGGUUUAGGUGUUGGCAUUGUUAAGAGCAACAUUGCACCCUUUGGUGCAGAGCAGCUGAGAACUGCAAAUCCACAAAAAACAAGGUCGUUUUUCAACUGGUUUUACUGGUGCAUCAACUUGGGUAGUUUGGUGGGUGUUGGAGUCAUCACCUACAUUGAGCAGGACAGCCCAGGCAUAUGCACUAAUGGUUUCUUCUGUGGAUAUCUCAUUGCAACGAUAUGCCUUGUUGUGGCAUUGAUUUUGUUCAUUGUUCUGCUGCCUUGCUAUCACAUUGUACCCCCUGAGGGGAGUGUUCUCGGAAACAUCCUCAAGAUCAUCUGGGAGUCACUGUGUGCUCAGGUUCGGCAUUGGAGGAACAGACAUCGCAAUCCUGUAACAAGCCCUCUUCAGCUGGAACCCAGAUUCCUUGAUCGUGCGAAGAUCCGUUUUGGUGGUUCGUUCCAUGAGUCUGCUGUAGAUGACGUCCGCUCUCUGGGGAAACUUUUGAAUGUUUUCACCGCCCUAAUUCCGUACUGGCUUGUUUACUUCCAGAUGGAAACUAGCUUUCAAGCCCAGGGCCUUCACAUGCGCUUCUCUAUCUUCGGUGUCAACAGUAGCAACGAGUCUGCAGUGGAAGAAGAGCUUCAGAUGGAGAGGGCAAGAUUCAGUAUCCCAGCGGCUUGGCUCACACUCUUUAACCAGCUGUUCCUCAUCGCAGCCAUUCCAGUCCUUACCAGCUUCCUCUAUCCUAUCUUGGAUAAGUCUGGCAUCAGGGUGUCAAUGCUAUUUAGAAUAGGUGUUGGGAUGGUGUUCAGUAUCCUGGCAGUUAUGACGGCUGGGGGCCUGGAGACCUACAGGACUUACUUGUGGAGAACUGACAACUCCUCGCAUAUUGAGCAAGUGAUUGGGAAUGUGACAUACCAUGCCGUCAACUUAUCAAUAUUCUGGCAGGUUCCUCAGUACGUGUUAGUAGGAGCAGCUGAACUGUUUGCAAGCAUUGCAGGUUUGGAGUUUGCCUAUUCUGCUGCACCACGUUCUUUCCAAGCUAUGAUUAUGGGCUUGUUCUACACCAUGGAGGGCAUUGGUUCUCUCCUGGGCACAGCGUUACUUCACCUAGUCAGUCCCUUUUGGCUCAGCAACAUGACUGACUAUGGGAAUAUCAAUGACAACCAUUUGGAUUUCUACCUUUAUUUCCUUGGGAUUCUUCAGUUUACUACCUUCUUAGUCUACUGUGGUGCCCUUUACAUGCAAAAGUUUUCACUGAGACCCAUAGCUAUGCCACCAUCGAGAAGAAGACGUCCCACUGAGCCCUUCGCAGGCGACCAGGGAGCAGGUGGCGUAGGGUUGAUAGAAGAAGAAAACGAGGACGAAGACGAAGAUGACGAGGAAGAUGAUCACGACAUGAGAACGAAUGAUAAUCAACAGUUGUUGUGAAACUUUUGUGAUUAAAUGAUAGUUCUUGUAAAUACAGAAUCUCAUAAGAUAAUUUUUUUAUAUGCUUCAUGUUCUCUGUACUUUUUUCUUUUUUGUUAGUGAGUAGCAGUCACUGCUUUGACCUAUCCAAUCCAAGGAACAUCCUGAUAUGAUUGAUUGAUGGCUUGGUUCAUAGUUUUACCCAACAUUGAGUUGCUAAUUGUAUUAUGGGUUUCACUGUGCUAAUGAAUUGCUUAUUCUGUUACGGAUUAAUGACCGAUUUUCCUUACUUUGAGGUUUGUUUUAUUCUGACAAGCUGUGACUCAGAAUGAGAUCUGAAUUUGGAUUAUUUUAUUGCCAUAGGAGCACGGGCAUUUUGUGCAAAUUAUAUUAUGGAGGCUGCGUUGCCUUACUUAAUAUCAGUCAGUAUGGAAGAUGUUCUUUAGUUGGCUUUAAGCAGAGAUUAGAAUGAUUCCUGGUAACUUUCAGGUCUUUCCAUUGUGAUACUUGUAUAUAAUGAUUUCAUGUUUAUUAAGGGAUGUUUUCACUAGUAUCCUCCCUUGACAGAGCAAGGUAGGAAUGCUUUUGUGUAAGACUAAGAUAGUGAGAGGAAAGAUAAGGAAUUUGUCAUUACUUAACGAGCUCAUAUAUGACAGAAGUAAAGGAAUUAUGUGAGAUGUAA